Molecule: messenger RNA, 3707 nt
Organism: Cyprinus carpio (common carp)
Lineage: Eukaryota; Metazoa; Chordata; Actinopteri; Cypriniformes; Cyprinidae
Gene: ngfb
Product: nerve growth factor b (beta polypeptide)
Biological process (GO): cell surface receptor protein tyrosine kinase signaling pathway; positive regulation of peptidyl-serine phosphorylation; regulation of neuron differentiation
Molecular function (GO): growth factor activity; nerve growth factor receptor binding
Source: RefSeq, a predicted model, not a curated record
CCACAGAGGAGGCACUAAGACGGGACUUCUGGCUCUAACUACCACAGCAAUCAAUUUCUCAACAACAGGAGCUGCUUCGGACUGGGUGACAAGAGCACUCUGUUUCCCCAUUCAGGAUUAAGCAUUGGAACAAAAGUGGAAUAUUGAAACAUAAAUAUAAGGCAUCAUCUGAUAAACUUUCAGAAGUGAUAGAGAGUGAAGAAGAGGAGGAGAGAGAGGAGCUGGAAGCAGAAGAUGCCACGCUGGUCGAUACAUGUACCAUGAGGAGCACAGAGGAGCUACGCUAAAGACAGACGGGAGAAAACAGUUCACCUGGACACAUUUCACAGGUCACGUUGAGCCCAUGCGGUGGUCCAUGCUAGCCCUGCUGCUCUUGUCCUGCAGCCAGAUGUUUGCCCAGCGCCCAGGUGACAUCUGUCCACAAAACACCGGCCAUGGACAGCAUGAUGUCACGGCAAACCCUGUGCCGACUGUGGAUCCUAAACUCUUCAACAAGAGACGGUACCGCUCACCCCGGGUUCUGUUCAGUGAACAUCCCCCCGACUCAGAGCUCGCUGGGCACCAGAUGAGGAGCAGGACGAAGAGAAAGGCAGGAGCACCUCAACACCGCGGAGUUUACUCCGUCUGCGAGAGCAUUAGCACUUGGGAGGGAAAUAAAACCAAAGCUACGGACAUCUCGGGCAACGAGGUCACCGUCUUGCCCGACGUAAUCAUCAACAACUCCAAGAAAAAGCAGUACUUUUUUGAGACGACGUGCAGCAGCGGGCGGACUGGAGGAUCCGGGUGUUUGGGAAUCGAUGCACGCCAUUGGAACUCGUACUGCACCAAUUCACACACGUUUGUGCGAGCGCUGACUUCAUUCAAGAACCUGGUGGCAUGGAGACUCAUAAGAAUCAAUGUAGCUUGUGUGUGUGUGCUGAGCCGAAAGUCUUGGAGACAAUGACAAACUGGCUGCUUUUCAACAUGCCAACACCAGCCUAAUGAUAUCAAACUCAUAUUCCUCUCUGUGAUGGUGGACAUUUUCCUUGUGCAAACCAUUAAUGACAACUUCUUACAUAAAACAGACCAUCUAAGGAGGACACUACAAUGGACUUUUUUCAGUUCUUUUUUAAGUCUUGUUAAGAUAAUUGUUUUCAUUUGCAGCAUUACGAGAACAUGUACAUACAUUGUUGUGUGUGGUAAUUGUUAUUUAUUAAACCGCAUCAUUAUUGUCUAGUUGAUUUGGUGCAUAUUAGGAGAUGAGGUCAUUUUAAAUGAACAUAUGUCAUCAUUUACUCAUUCUUGGAAUCCUCAGUGUCUGUUCAUUACAGCUGCAUUGACCUUUUGCCAUUUUUUGGUUCUGUAGAAGAAAUAAAGUCAUACGGGUUUGGAACGACAUUAAAGUGAGUAAAUGAUGACAGAAAUUUUACUUUUGGAGGAACUUAUUGUCGAUGUGAAUUUAAAAGUAACCUAAUUUACUAACUAACACAUGUUCCUGGUAUUAUUGAUUGGCGCACAUUAUUCCAAAGAAAAAAAAAAUGACUGAAUGACUUUUAUUUUUGGCUGAUGUCACUAAGCCCCUCAAACCAAUUGUCAACAAAUUUCCACAGACAGCUUGUCAGUCAGUCACACAUGGUUUAAAAAGUCCUGGGCCCAGUUGCAAGAAGUGUAUUGUCAAGGGUUUUCUUAACCUUAGGGGCUUCUUACAGACGUCUACUGGCCUACAUGUUCUUGUUAAAUAUCUUGACUCUGAAAUAUAUCAUCUUAUCAAAUUAAAAUGGUUUGGAAAUGGUAAAACAAAUCUGUUUCAUGUUGACCUAAGCUCUUUCGACAGCAUAUGUGCUGUUGGUUACCACAGAAGAUAAUUUGACGUGAAAAAUAAAUAUGAAAAAAAAAGAGUUGUUUUUUUCCAUAGUGCACUUACUGAAGUCUAGUAGACAAGCAUGAAUAAAUACUUACAAGGAUAGUUCACCCCCCAAAAAUUAUUUAGUUACACUAGAUUUAUUCUAAUGCUGUAUGAACUUCUUUUUUGAAGGGGGAAAAACACCCAAACGUUGCAUGUUAGCAUGAAACACUAAAUGGUUUAAUAGAAUUGCUUAUCAACCAACUAAAAAAAGUUAAAUCCAAUUACCUUCACUUGGUAUUUGCUCAAGAAUACCAAUUAAAAACAUGGAAUGAAACCAGAAUAACCAGAGGUUUAUCGAUCUAGAAAAAUAGAUCAAUUUUACAGGUCAAAUAAACUUAAGUUAUAACAUAAGUGACCUUUAUUUUUUUUGCUUUUAAAUGCUGGCACACUUGGCGUCCAAUGUAAUCGCAUUACUAUAAAUAUUUCACAUUGUCCAGAUUAUUUUCUGUGGCCAUCAACAGCAUGCCAUACGGUUGACAGAGCCAAAUCAAGAAUAUUCCUUUAAAUAUUUUCCAUUGUGCUGUAAGCCAAAAAAAGCCAUUGAACUUUACAGAACAACCUCAGUUAAAGCUUUCGGGAAUUAGUUGGGUUUUUUUCUGGUUUUGAUGUUAAAAAAAGCCGUGACUCAGACACGACCUCCAGCCAUGUGGCAGAAAAACUAAACGGUCAGGGCAAAUUUUGUCAGACACUUUAAGUAAGCCGGAGAGUUUGUUGAAACUGACCGACCUCACAUCUCAACAGAUGUGCCUCACACACAUGGAAACGGACCUACGCUGGAAUGCAUUAGACGUUCCCCUUCCAGACUAGAGGCUUCCACGUAAUGCCUAGAGAACUGGCCUUGACAGUGAAAAUCGUUAAAAAAGCAAUUCUAACAACCACAAACAGGUGUGUCAUCCCAAUCAGACUUUGAAUACAUUUGUUUAGGCAGAAUGUGGAAGUCUUAAAAAACAGAUGGUGAGACCCACCUCAGGUUUGAUUGUGUAAACAGAGGAAGAUCACAUGCCAAAGGUCAGGUGCACGGCCAAAUGAUGAGGUCAUGUCUGGAAGCCUGAAAGCCACAGGUCUGCAAGGUCAGACGUCAAAGUUCGGGUGGAAUAAUCAACAGGAUUGUUAGGUUUAUGUCACAUAAACCAUUAGGUCCUUCAUCAGCACUUGUUUGUUUAGGGAUAUAUUUAAAAAAAAAAGAGUCACUUUCACACAACCAUUUGCUCUCAUUAGAAGAGGAUGUUUUGUGGUCAACAGUUAUUUCAAACAGCUCUGUGUACUCAGAUGAAGAAUGAGAGAGAAUUUUCCUCAAGCUCAUGUUAAUGGAACAAACAAGCUUGUCUCUAAUUGUUUGUAGGACAGCUCCCUAUGGAGAGUCUGUUGUGACAAAUCCAAAAGAGCCCCUUUUGUUUAAUUCACAGAGAAUAUUAACGAGAUUAAUGAACUGUGGACGGUAGGCUACUGACACACUGAGGAGAUUUCAAACAAGGCCACGGCCGCCCCUCCGUGUGCGUGCUACAAGGAUUUAUCGUCUUCAGAAAGGCUGAAGAUUCCUUAAUCACAUUCACAUAAAAGUCUCAACUCUUAAUCGAGAGAUAACAGUGAAUUAAUGUAUCUAAAGCGAUGAGUUGUGCAGUAAACAGCGUGGACGGACCAAUUCAAAAACAAACAACAGUCGCCCUCUAGUGGUUGAUUCCUAAAUCUACAACGGAUGAAGCCAUUAGGUCGAUUUAAUGGUGCCAUUCUCUUCUGUUAUAGUAUGAAUGAGUCCCUUUUUUUGUUGCAAAAAUAAGAUUUCAGAUGUCAUUUCACUUGCCAUUUGGCCCGUUGUUGUACA